Lolium rigidum is the source of this 1551-nucleotide messenger RNA. RefSeq lists its product as uncharacterized. The record is from RefSeq and is a predicted model, not a curated record. Bases 61 to 1263 code for a protein of 400 amino acids. Lineage: Eukaryota; Viridiplantae; Streptophyta; Magnoliopsida; Poales; Poaceae. The transcript is spliced from 7 exons. Gene Ontology annotation, molecular function: glycosyltransferase activity.
GAUCCUGUCGCCCUCGCCGCCGCCCACGCUGGCGGGGCCGCCGGGAGCCCCCUCGGGUUCAUGAAGUCCAAGCUCGUGCUGCUUGUCUCCCACGAACUCUCCCUCUCCGGUGGGCCGUUAUUACUGAUGGAGUUGGCAUUUCUUCUGCGGCAGGUUGGUUCCCAAGUGGUGUGGGUAACAAACCAGCGACCUGAAGGGACAAAUGAUGCUUCAUAUAGCUUGGAGCAUAAGAUGUUGAACCAUGGAGUGCAGAUUUUACCUGCUAGAGGACAGGAGGCAAUUGACACUGCUCUGAAGGCUGACAUGGUUAUCUUGAACACUGCUGUUGCUGGCAAGUGGCUUGAUGCUGUCCUAAAAGAUCAUGUUCCUCAAGUUCUUCCGAAGAUUUUGUGGUGGAUCCAUGAAAUGCGAGGACAUUACUUUAAGCUUGAAUAUGUGAAACAUCUUCCAUCGGUUGCUGGAGCCAUGAUCGACUCUCAUACAACAGCUGAAUAUUGGAAGAACAGGACUCAUGACCGUCUAAAUAUACAGAUGCCACAAACUUAUGUUGUUCACCUCGGGAACAGUCAAGAGUUAACAGAAGUUGCCGAAGAUAAUGUCGCAAGAAGAGUCUUACGUGAACAUAUACGCGAGUCCCUUGGAGUUAGGAGUGAAGAUCUCCUAUUUGCAAUAAUAAACAGUGUCUCACGAGGAAAAGGACAAGACUUAUUUCUUCAAGCAUUUUACCAGAGUCUGCAACUCAUCCAACAUCAGAAGUUAAAAGUGCCCAGAAUGCACGCUGUAGUCGUCGGAAGUGAUAUGAAUGCUCAGACGAAGUUUGAGUCACAGUUACGUGAAUUUGUGGUGAAGAAUGGGAUCCAAGACCGUGUUCACUUUGUAAACAAGACCCUGGCAGUGGCACCUUAUUUGUCCGCAAUUGAUGUGCUUGUCCAGAACUCUCAGGCACGUGGAGAAUGCUUCGGAAGGAUAACAAUUGAAGCAAUGGCGUUCAAGUUGCCAGUAUUGGGCACGGCUGCCGGAGGGACCACCGAGAUAGUUUUGGAUGGCUCAACUGGCCUUCUGCACCCUGCCGGGAAGGAGGGUGUCAUGCCUCUCGCGAAGAACAUCGUGAGGCUUGCAAGCAAUGUUGAGCAGAGGGUCUCCAUGGGGAACAGGGGCUAUGCCAGGGUCAAGGAGAGGUUCAUGGAGUAUCACAUGGCUGACCGUAUCGCCAAGGUGUUGAAGGAAGUUCUACGGAGAUCACAGCAGCAUUCUCGUUCUUGAGCUUCUCCGCAGCUGUAUCCAGUGGCACAUAUAUCUUGCGCUAGCAGGUACUAGAUCGAGAUUCUAGCAAGGCUGAACCCGAACUGGGGGUCAACUGUAGAUCGCUGCUCCCUGUGCUACUCUUAUCUGUUGCUAUGCGUGGCUGUUGUUGGUUUCUCUUUCCUUUGUGUUGGCUUACCUGGUAGCAGUAGUAUAUAGGAUCAGCACCAUGAAAAUCUACAUGUAAAUGGUACUGUCGCAGGAAAGACAACUCUCUGAUUUUUUUUUGUUUUGUUUUUGACGAGCUUA